AUGCCGGGGUUGAGCAACAAUCCCCCCAAAAACGGCUCACCCACACGCCGGGGUGUCAUAAACACAUCUCUUCCUGCCAACAGACCUGUUCCCCCAGAUGCUGUGGUAACGUUAACCGUUCCGGGGAGCAAUGACCCCCCUCCUCCCGCGCUUCCCAGAUCCCCUCUUCGAACUAUCAUCGGUCCCCCAAGCAGCAAUUUGGGCCUGGGGAGGCCGAGGCUGAUGAACAAUGGGGUCAAUGGGGUGCACGACACGAAUGGGAACGCGAUUGACCCGGCUGAUGUGGCCAACGGACAGCCUGUAACUGUCAGACCAACCACCUUACUCGGAUCACAACAGAAGAAUGUGGCGCCAGGUGGUGCGUCCAGGGUAGGAAUUCAGGCCGUCAGUGUGGCUAACGGCCAAGAGAACUCUGAAGACCCACCGUCCAGUGGGUUGAGGAGAAGCACUGGCCAAACGAACGGUGAUCCUCCCACGAACGGGGGGAGAAGAGCGAACGGUCAGACGAACGGACAGGAUAAGGUUUUUGAAAAGACGACGAACGCCUUGAAGAGGGAAGAUGCGAACAAGGCGACCAAUGGAAAUGGUGAGGGUAAAAAUGGAAAAGAUAAAAAUGGUAAUGGAAAGAACGGCAAUGGGACUAAGUCGCCGGCAAAAAGGCCGGCAGGUGCGGCAUCUCCCACCAAAAAACCAGCAGGUGCGGCAUCUCCGACAAAAAAACCGAACGGGAACGGCGCAACAGCUUCCCCGACGAAGAAAGCAAGCGGUACCACUUCACCAGUUAAGAAACCUGCGAAAGCCAGCAGCGACGACAAAUCAGACGAAAAGUCUUCUCCCAAGAAAGAAACUCCUCCAAAGACUUCUAAGGACUCACCCAAAAAGACUACAUCCCCUUCACCAACACGAAGACUCCCCAAACUCGAGUCUCCUACCAAAAAAACCACAUCUCCUUCACCACAGAGAAGGAAAGUAGUAGCUCCUCUGCCUUCUCCUAAAUUUUCUCGAAAAGGUGUUCCCGGUCAGUCGUCUCCGUCGAAACGACUGGUGCCUGGAAAGCCUCUUCCAAACGUUAGUAGACAACCACCCGGUACGUCCGAAUCCGUUAAGGAAGUAUCGGUUCAGGAAUCUGGUGAUGACGGCAAAUCUUCCGAUGACAAGUCUGAGAAGAAAAAACCUGAAAAUAUUCCAGUUCUUGACCGACUGCUGACCUUGUGCAAGAGAGGGGACUGGUUAGCAGUAGAGAGUCUUCUCAAUCAUCUGGAUGGGUUACAGAUACCAACCGAUCUUGUAGACGACGAAAUGGGUUACACGCCUCUCAUGUACUCGGUGAGGGACAACCGGGUCUUCAUGGCCGAGAGAUUCCUCGAAAUGGGCAUGGACGUCAAUAUCAAGGGCAAGGAUGGCAUCACGGCGCUCCACCUGUCAGCACAACAGGUUCGUGAGGACAUGGUGCGCUUGCUGCUCAAAUGGAGAGCUGAUGCUCUUGCCGCUGGAGGGCCGAAAGGUCAACUCCCACUCCACAUAGUGUGCGCACGCCCCACUGGUCAAGCACUCACACCUCUACAACUCCUACUCAAAGCCACAGGAAAGGAAGCACGACUGCUCAAAGAUAAGAAUGGCAACAUCCCAUUGAUGCUUGCCGUAGAAGUAGGCAACCACGGGGUCUGCCGAGAGCUUCUGAUGCAAGAUGCAAAAGAACAACUGUCCCAGCGUCGUCCCGACAUCAGGGACACCCCCCUUCACAUAGCAUCCCGGAGAAGGGACAUAGACCUCAUGCGACUCCUCAUCGAGAAAGGAUCUGCGGUGAACCUUCAGAACAGUGAGGGAAUGACACCUUUACAUAUCGCUGCCAUGGAAGGGGACGAAGGGAUGCUGAAAGUGCUGGGACAAGCCAAUGCGAGGGCCAACAUCCUGGACCGGAGAGACCGGGCGCCCUUGCACUUGGCGGCAGAGAGAGGGCACACCGGAUCGGUCGAGAUCCUGUUAGAAAAAUUCCACGCAUCAAUCACACAAAGAACUAAGGAUGGCAGCACACUAAUGCACAUUGCCUCUGCUGCCGGAUUUCCAGACAUUGCAUUGAUAUUUAUGAAGAAAGGAGUCCCAAUACACACUUCCAAUAAGAACGGUGCGAAGUGUCUCCACAUAGCGGCGGCGGCCGGCCAUGUGGAAGUGGUCAGAUCUCUCCUCAACAAGGGAGAGAACGUCGAUGUCAAGACCAAUGACGGAUGUACUGCACUGCACAUCGCCGUGCAAGGCUGUCAACCCCGCGUCGUCGAAACCUUACUUGGAUAUGGUGCGCAAAUACGACUCAAGGCUGGAAAAUCUGGAGAGACGCCGUUGCACAUCGCUGCACGGACUCCCGGAGGAGAAAAAUGCGCAGAAUUGCUUCUCAAGAGCGGAGCGGAAACCAACGCUGAGCAAGAAGAUGGUGAAACAGCCCUGCAUUUUGCAGCACGUUAUGGCCACCUCAACACCGUGGCGCUACUACUCCAAGAUAAGGCAGACGUCCAACAGAGAUCUGUGACAGGGGAAACACCAUUGCACGUAGCUGCACGGAAUUGUCACUAUGCGGUUGCUCGCAGUCUUCUAGACCACUGGAAAAAGAUACACCCCGAAGAUACGGGAUCUACACUCGUCAAUGCACAAAAUGAGCUUGGAGAGACGGUACUUCAUUACGCUAGUCUCGUCUCCAAAAGCCAGGCCCACUAUCCCACCGAAGAUAAGGACCUGGUCAAACUGCUGCUACAGUACGGCGGAGAAGUUAACGUACCCAACAGGGAUCAACGCAUGACGGCGAUCCACUACUGCAGUAAAGAAGGCAACGCGGACAUCCUCCAUGAAAUACUCAAUCUAAUUGACCCAACAAUGCUUCAAGGAGCUUGCAAUCGGAUUGCUUUGAAUGGAUGGACGCCGUUGUUGUAUGCUUGUCAGACGGGUCAUCCCCAAGUGGUGAACCUCUUACUGCAGAAUGCGGCCCGAGUGGACGUCUUUGAUGAAAAUGGAAAAGCAGCUUUGCACUUGGCGGCAGAAUUUGGACACGGCGAAGUGGUAGACAUCCUGCUGAAACACAAAGCCUUCGCCAAUGCCCGUAACAAAAAGGGGAUGACACCCCUUCAUCUGGCGGCUCGAAACGGGUAUACGGAGAUAGUCAGCAAGCUCGUCACGCAAUAUGGGGCAACCCUAGAUGCCCUCACGCUGACGAAGCGAACGCCUCUCCAUCUGGCGGCAGAAAAUGGAAAGUUAGACGUGUGCCAAGUGCUGCUGGAGAUGAAAACGGAUGCCAAUGCAAUUGAUCAGAGUGGACAAACUCCUCUACUGUUAGCUGCAGAAAACGAUCACCCAGAAGUAGUAAAACUUUUUCUCAGGCACAAACCGGAGUUGGUCUCCAUGGCUAAUGCCAAUGGCUUCACGUGCGCCCACAUUGCCGCCAUGCAGGGCAGCGUGGCCGUUAUCAAGGAACUCAUGAAGUUCAACCGGUCAAUGGUCACUUCUGCUAGAAAUCUCACCGGGAACACAUCCCUACACUUAGCAGCUGCCGGGGGGCACGCAGAGGUGGUGAAGGUGCUCCUCGAAGCAGGAUCUUCAGCAACCGAAGAAAACUCGGACGGAAUGACUGCAAUACACUUAGCUGCCAAAGAUGGACACGUCAAAGUCUUACAGGCUCUCAAAUCAGCAGUGUCCUGGAGGGUCUGCAGUAAAAAGACCGGCAUGACUGCACUGCACGUCGCAGCCAGUUGCGGACAAACGGAGUUCGUUCAGGAGAUGCUCACCCAGCUACCAGCUACAAUCGCCAGCGAAAGGCCCGGGGACACAACGCUCAGCGAUGACUACGGCUUCACUCCACUCCACCUAGCCGCCGAGUCGGGCCACGAGGGAGUGGUGAGGGUUCUCCUGAACAGUUCAGGCGUACAGACAGACGCAGCCACAAUCGUACAGGGUAUCUUACCCAUGCAUUUGGCGAGCCGGGGAGGCCAUCUAGCGGUGGCGGGCCUUCUGCUUAGUCGUUCUACCGCCCAAUUGCAGACGGCAGACAAGCAGGGCCGCACCCCACUCCACAUGGCGGCCGCACAGGGACACCGUGAGAUGGUCGGCCUCUUACUUGGACAAGGCGCUGACAUCAACGUCGCCGAUAACAACGGAUGGACAGCACUUCACUACACAUCAAGGCACGGUUUCUUAGAUGUCGUUCAGCUGCUUGUCAGCAGUGGUGCCGCACCCACCGCGCCCACUACUGACGGAAAAGUGCCGUUGUGCUUGGCUGCGGCCAACGGGCACUAUGACGUUCUCAACUAUCUCCUCAAGAAAGAACACGAUACGCACGUUCUCAUGAGCGACAGUAGCUUCCUCAUCGAUUUGAUGAUCUCCAGCAAAGCCCACCAAAAUAAACCCGUCCUGGAGUUUGUACUUGUGUCUGCGGCUCCCAUCGAGACGGCUGCCAAAAUGGCCCGGAGCUAUUCGCUGCUCAGCCUCAAAGAGAAGGAUCGUGCCAAGGACCUCGAAGUGAUGGCACUGUUCUGCGAGAACAUGGCGGCCGACCUGCUCGGCAUCACAGCCAUCUCCUAUAACACGGGUACUCUCCUCAGGUCGGUGGACUCGGCAAACCAGCCGUUCCUAGACGUCCUCAUCGAGCUUCAGCAGAAAGAGGUGGUCGCACAUCCGGCCGUGCAGAAGUAUCUCACGGACCUCUGGACCGGUAGUUUGAGUUGGGCCAGUUGGAAGAUGUCCACCCUCUUCCUCUCCUUCCUCAUCUGUCCGCUGGUGUGGGUGGCCUUCUCGCUGCCCCUCGGACAUCGCUACACCAGCAUCCCCAUCAUCAAGUUCAUGUCCUACCUCGUCUCGCACAUCUUCUUCAUCGUGCUGAUCACCUUCACCAUCGUCAACCCGUGGUUCCCGCUCUGUAAGUCUACCAAUCUCAUCCCGCAGGUACACGAGUGGCUGCUGCUCUUCUGGCUCAUCGGGCUCUGGGUCUCGGACGCGACCAACCCCAAAGACAGGGAGGGCCUCGGCUUCAUCAAGGUCAUCAUCAUGGCCGUGGGGUUCAUGGGCAUCGCCACCCACAUCAUCGCCUUCGUGCUUCCCGACGUGCACUCCAUCCUGGUGUGCCUCUACAUCCGGAACCAGUUCCUCGCGGUGGCCCUCCUGCUCUGCUUCGUCGAGUUCCUCAAUUUCCUGACUUUCCAUCACCUGUUUGGACCGUGGACCGUGAUCAUCCGGGAUCUCAUCAAGGAUCUGAUGCGUUUUCUGGCCAUCCUCGGCAUCUUCCUGGUGGGGUUCUCACUGCACCUCUGCGCAAUCUACCAGCCGGUGUUCCAGCCUCAGGGCGCCGACAACCUCACUCUAGUCGUAUUCCAGUCACCCAUCGACACCUUCGAAAUGCUAUUCUUCGCUCUAUUCGGCUUGGUGGAGCCAGACUUCAUGCCUCCAAUGCAUUUAAGCCCCGGCUUCUCGAAAGCGAUCAUGAAAUGUGUCUUUGGCGUAUACAUGAUGGUUACAGUCAUCGUACUAAUCAACCUUCUCAUCGCCAUGAUGUCUAACACUUACCAGCGGAUUCAGGCCCAAUCUGACACUGAGUGGAAGUUUGGGCGAGCGAAGCUCAUCAGAAAUAUGAACAAGACCUCACCUUCACCGUCACCCAUCUGCCUCUUCACUAUCCUAGGGGAGUUCUUCUACCGAUGCCCCAAAAAAUGCACCGGUGAGUUCAGUGCGAAGUCACAGCUGCACUUACUGAAAUCGAAGCGCGAAGCAGCGGUUCAAAGGGGUGAUGUGCCUAGGAUCAUGCCUGCUGCCUGGCAGAGGAGGUGUACAAGGAGGUCACAACAAAUCAUGCCUGUUGUUCAAAACUUGACUGCUGGACGACCCAUCGCCAAGGUUGUCGACUGGCCAUCCAUCGUGCUCAAGUACAUCGAAGUGACCGGCCUGGACAUCAAGAUGGAGCUGCCGGAAGAAGACAAGCCCGGCGACUGAAAGGGUCUCUCCCACUCUGGUGCUUCCUACCCGUCGAUGGCGAGCUCCAUCCAUCACACACAAGCGACUUCCCGGUUUUCCUUCGAGGGGCGACUGAGCCCAGGCAGGUCCCCUUAGCGACUAACUACAAGCACACAUGGAUCAAACAACGGACAAUGCAUAUUUUUUAGAACGAUAGACUUUUUCACACCAGCCGUGAGAAGCAUGUACAUGUUAUAUAUAAAUAUAUAUAU
This is a messenger RNA of Uloborus diversus, 6197 nucleotides long. RefSeq lists its product as uncharacterized. Lineage: Eukaryota; Metazoa; Arthropoda; Arachnida; Araneae; Uloboridae. Gene Ontology annotation, cellular component: membrane; glycosylphosphatidylinositol-N-acetylglucosaminyltransferase (GPI-GnT) complex. The transcript is spliced from 29 exons. Bases 1 to 5964 code for a protein of 1987 amino acids. The record is from RefSeq and is a predicted model, not a curated record. Gene Ontology annotation, biological process: GPI anchor biosynthetic process; calcium ion transmembrane transport. Gene Ontology annotation, molecular function: calcium channel activity; protein binding.